Messenger RNA from Homalodisca vitripennis (glassy-winged sharpshooter), 1845 nucleotides. RefSeq names its product zinc finger and BTB domain-containing protein 41-like. NCBI's taxonomy places the organism in Eukaryota, Metazoa, Arthropoda, Insecta, Hemiptera, Cicadellidae. Gene Ontology annotation, cellular component: nucleus. The record is from RefSeq and is a predicted model, not a curated record. The coding region runs from base 204 to 1346 and encodes 380 amino acids. The transcript has 3 exons. Gene Ontology annotation, molecular function: DNA-binding transcription factor activity, RNA polymerase II-specific; sequence-specific DNA binding. Gene Ontology annotation, biological process: regulation of transcription by RNA polymerase II.
UUGGAAAACAGGUUUUGUCUUGAGCUAAUAUUGAAUUAGUGUUUUACAGCAUUUCUUCCAUUCUUACAUAGGAGUUAAUAUGUACAAAACCUCUUCUCGUCAGAUUUUAGUUCACAAGUUAAGCGUUUUGUGUAUUUCCUUUCUGAGGAAAUAUUGUUAAUCUUAACUUGCAGCUACUCAUAUUAAGUUCUGCUUCCAUCGAGAUGGAGAAUCCCACUGCUGAGGAAACUGUUGAGAUCAUGAACAGCAACAAAGUAGAAGAUGAAGAACAACAACCAUCAGAAGACAAAACCAACCUGUUUGAAGAGGAGUGUAUCCCAGUAACACAGGGUCAGUAUGAACAUGAACAGAUCACUCCUGAAAGAAACUGUGUGUACUCACCAGAAGAAGAUCCUCAGUACGAAGAUCUAACUGCAGUGGAUCUGAGAACCUCAAGAGCAAUGGAACACAUAGAGAACCUCCCAGAUACUAUGAGACAGUUCAGACCAAACCAAAAGGAAACCAUCAGUAUAGCUCAGCUGAUAGAGAACUUUUAUUACAAUGAUCCCUCUGGAAACAAAAACUCCCCAAGGUAUUUCUUAGUCACAACUCCUUCAUCUAAAGGUGAGUAUUUGAUGUCCAACCAUGAAACAUACGAGGAUAACCACGAUUAUGUUAUAACUGAUUACCCCACGUCAGAUCAAACUUAUCCUCAAAGCAUGUAUGCUGAAGGCACCAAUUAUCCCAACCGUUGGGAUGCAGAAACCAACACCGAACCGGUCUUGAAGGUCGAUCAAGAAACACAGACUUGGGUCCGGGAAGUAAGAGAAGUUUCGGUACAGACGGAUGCAAUUGCAUAUUCUUUAAUGAAGAACACGAAACCAAUGAACUUCAAGUAUACUUGCUCACUGUGCCAACGGCUAUACUCAUCCAAGAGCAGUUAUGAUCGACAUUUACGCACCCACAGCAACAAUGGAGAUAGGAAGAUGAUUGCAGAUGUCCAUUUUACGACCCAAGCAAAACUCCAAAUUUAUAAGAAACACAUGUCUAAUGGUCAUCUGCAGAAUCCUAUUGUGAUCCAGAUGCCACGGAAGGCAUUUCGAUGCGAUAUUUGUGAAAGGUGUUUUCCUUCGCAGAUUGAACGUGAGAGUCACGAGUGUAUUGUGGAACCAUUUUCGAUGACUAAAUGUCCUCACUGUCCCGUCAAAUGUUACACAGUUGGAGCCUUAAAUGAUCACAUAAAGUAUACUCACAAUAUUGAACACACUCAAGGUACUAACAAUCAAUACUAUUGUGUAUUCUGUAACAUGAGUUUUGAAAAUGGAUACAAUUUUCACUUGCAUUUGGACAAGCAUCUAUCUCCAUAAGUAUUUACUUAUUUUCAAUAAUUAUAAUGACUAGAUAAGUACAUUAAUUAAUGAUAAAUUUGUUGAUGGUAGAAAAACAAAGACAAAAAACAAUCAGGUGGUUUCCCAUUAAUGAUUUCAAAUAGUGAUUACCAACUUUAAUUUAACUUUUCUUUUGUUAAACUCGGCAGUAUAUAUUUGAUUUAUUGUUGCGUCUUACAAUUCGUUAUUUAAAAAAUGUUUUAUGAUUUUAUUGUUUUGAAUAUGUUAUAUUUUGUUUUAUACUAUUUUGAAUUUUGCUAAUUUAUUGGAAAUGAUCAAUAUUUUCAUUGGAAAGCUAAUUCAUUUUAAAUAAGCAUGGACUGGAAAUGAAUGGAAUAAUCUUUUUACUUAAUUUACUUUUAAGUAGAACUUCUAUUAGAAUACAAUUUUAUUUGAUAUACUUGUUUUUAUAGUUUUAUUUUUGUUGAGCAUUUUUAAAAUUUUGUUAAAUACAAAUAAAUUAAACAAGUAAACAUGU